This is a messenger RNA of Pseudoliparis swirei, 1768 nucleotides long. Its product is annotated as ceramide synthase 2-like. The transcript is spliced from 11 exons. Gene Ontology annotation, biological process: ceramide biosynthetic process. The coding region runs from base 60 to 1283 and encodes 407 amino acids. Gene Ontology annotation, molecular function: DNA binding; sphingosine N-acyltransferase activity. The record is from RefSeq and is a predicted model, not a curated record. Gene Ontology annotation, cellular component: membrane. Lineage: Eukaryota; Metazoa; Chordata; Actinopteri; Perciformes; Liparidae.
UUUAUUUUUCUCUUCCCUCAGGAUCCGUUCAUCAUUUCCACAGAGCUGCGGCCAGCAGAAUGGACCUGCUGCCUGACCUAUGGAGGCAGGACUACUGGCUUCCUCCAGGUGUGACCUGGAGGGACGUGGAACAGCUGGCAGACUCCGAGCGACCGCGACCCCACGACCUCCUCCUAGCGCUGCCCCUCGCUCUGGGCUUUGUCGCCCUGCGCUACGUGUUUGAGAGAUUUUUUGCCCCUCCCAUGGGCACAUGUUUGGGGGUGAAGAAUAGAUUACAAGUGACUGCUGCCCCCUCCCCCAAGCUGGAGUCGUUCUACACUCAGAGGAGCAGACAACCGACACAGAGUGACAUUGUUAGUCUGAUGUCACUGUGUGGCAAAACCCAGAGGCAGACUGAGACCUGGUUCAGACUUCGCAGGAACCAAGACCGGCCUUCUCAAACCAAGAAGUUUGGUGAAGCUGCCUGGAGAUUCUUCUUCUACCUCACAGCCUUCAUGGCUGGACUGGCGUGUUUGAUUGAUAGGCCAUGGUUCUGGGACCGAAGGGAAUGCUGGAGACAAUAUCCAGUUCAGCCGAUGGAGAGAGCUCAUUACUGGUACUACAUGCUUGAGUUGGGGUUUUACGGCUCCCUGCUCCUCCGGAUCUCUGUGGACGUCAAGAGGAAGGAUUUUAAAGAACAGGUGAUCCACCAUUUGGCCACCAUCUUCCUGCUCAGUUUCUCCUACUGCACCAACUUAAUUCGCAUCGGCACCUUGGUCAUGCUGCUCCAUGACUCCUCUGACAUCCUGCUCGAGUCUGCCAAGAUGUUCAACUACGGCACCGGCUGGAGGAAAACCUGUGACACGCUGUUUGUUGUGUUUGCUGUUGCCUUCCUUGUGACUCGACUGGUGAUCUUUCCCAGCCAAAUCAUCCAUACCACCCUGGUGCUGUCCAUGGAGACGUUUGAACCUUUUGUCGGCUACUACUUUUUCAACGUCCUGCUGAUGGUGCUGCAGGCGCUUCACAUCUUCUGGGCUGGUUUAAUCAUACGCAUGGUUUAUAAGUUCCUGAAAGGCAAGCUGGAAAAAGAUGAGCGCAGUGAUGAAGAGAGCGAGGUUGAGGAGGAAGAGGACGAGGACAAUAAAGGAGGAAAGGAAAAUGCGGAUCAAGGAGGAGAUUAUUGUUGGGAGAGAAGAAAAGACAAACUGAACUCCAAACUGUCUAUGCUGACCAAUAAUUUUGUCCUAAACAAUCUGACCAGCCACAGGGCAUCUGUCGCCGACAAGAUGCACAAAGCUCAGUAAAGUCCUGAGGAUUGUUACCCACAAGUCCUGGACUUAAACCCUCAAGUCCUGGCUUUGAGGUGCAGGACCCAUUAGGCCACCUGGGCACACUUUUCUAUAAACACGGAUGGCAGUUUGGGUGUGUGAAGUACAAUCCUGGGAGUCGUGUCAGUGCACAGUGCCUGCAUGAUGUUUGUCUUUGUUGUAGCCGACGUUGCAGACUGUCUGCAAAUUGUAACUAAGAAAUUCAACAGUAGCAAAACAAAAGAUGUCAACUUAGAAAGCUGAUGUAAGACCCAGUACAGACAGAAGAAGACAUUUAAAUGAGGAAAUAAAGUCAUGAUUUUAAUCUUUAUAUGUAUGUCUCUUGUGAGGACUUUAGUCACUGAAAUAGUUUUCAAAUGUGAUAGAGUAGGAUGAUAUUGUUUCAGGUACCACUCUAGUAAAUCAUACGUAGACAGUCUGUUAUUGGACAGGUUACAGCUAACAUAAAUGCAAACUUCAUA